Molecule: messenger RNA, 888 nt
Organism: Sparassis crispa
Lineage: Eukaryota; Fungi; Basidiomycota; Agaricomycetes; Polyporales; Sparassidaceae
Product: Glycerol 2-dehydrogenase (NADP(+))
Exons: 6
Coding region: 1-888 (295 amino acids)
Molecular function (GO): oxidoreductase activity
Source: RefSeq, a predicted model, not a curated record
AUGCCUGCCUCCACGUUCGUGAUCCUCAACACUGGCGCUAAGAUGCCGACCGUUGGUCUCGGCACUUGGAAAUCUCGUCCCGGUGACGUUGAGCACGCCGUCGAGUUCGCCCUCAAGAGCGGCUACAGACACAUCGACACCGCCGCGGCAUACGGCAACGAGCGGGAGGUCGGCGAGGGCAUCAGGGCGUCCGGCGUACCACGCGAGGAGAUCUUCCUCACGACGAAGCUGAACAACCCUGACCUUAAGUAUCCCGAGGCCGCGCUUGAGUCGUCGCUCACGAACCUCGAGACUUCCUACCUUGACCUCUGGCUGAUGCACUGGCCCGCACCUAUGAAAAACGGCAAGGCCGACAAGUCGCACAACUGGAUCGAUACCUGGCUCGCGAUGGAGAAGAUCUACAAGGCGCACCCGGAGAAGGUUAGGGCGAUCGGCGUGUCCAACGUCUCCAUCAAGUUCUUCGACCAGCUUCUUGAGAAGGCGGACGUCAUCCCCGCGGUCAAUCAGAUUGAGCUGCACCCCUCGUGCAUGCAGGAGGAGCUCGUCCAGUACUGUGUCUCCAAGGGCAUCUCUGUGACCGCUUAUUCGCCUCUCGGCUCGGACGGGUCCCCGCUCCUCACAAAUCCCGUCGUCACGAAGCUCGCGGAGAAAUACAAGGUCACUGCUGCAAAUGUGCUCGUCUCGCUGCAGGCAAACCGCACGUUUGUCACCGUGCUACCCAAGUCCGUGACUAACGAGCGCAUCCUUGCGAACAAGACGAUUAUCGACCUCAGUCCUGAGGACGUCGCGGAGCUCACCGCGAUCGAGAAGGACCACCACUUCCGCGCGUGCGCGCCGAACUGGACUGGUUGGGGCAGUCUCGGCUUCCCUGACUGCACUGACGAUUAA